GCUCUUUUUCCCUUCCUUCUCCUUCCUUCCCCGCUGUGCCGCCUGCGCCUCCGAUCUGCAUUUCCCCAACCAACAAGAUGAUGCGAUCCACAUGCCAUUGACAUUUUUUAAAACCUGCAAAUCUGUUUUUUCCUCUCUUCUUCUACCGCAGCCUCGCGACUGGACAGCUCGGUUCUCUUGGCUCGGCCCUGCGACGUCUCCCGUGUGACCUGCCCAUUACAGUCCUCCUCCAGUCGGCCAGCGUUGCGGCGCAUUGCGACCACGUUCUGGCUCUGAGCUCGAACCCUUACCUGCCUGCCAACCUGCCGAUUGAAUUGCCGCCUGCUGCCUGCUGCGGUGCAGCGUCGCGUGUCCACUGCAGGGCCGGUGACCAUGUCGGACGAAAAGCCGAGCCCCAACUCCAACUCCAAGGCGGAGGCCGACGAGUCUGCGCUGUCUCAACCCGCCACGCCCGACCAUGAGACCGCACCCGACGGCCCCGUCGCGAGCUACUCGCGCGAGCAGGAAGCGCGCGUCGUCCGCAAGCUGGACUGGAACCUCAUGACCCUGUUCUUCGUCUUGUACAUGCUCGCCUUCCUCGACCGGGGCAACAUUGGCAAUGCGCGCAUCGCCGGCAUGGCCACGGAGCUGAAGCUCGACACGAACCGGUACAACUGGCUGCUCAACAUCUUCUACAUCACCUACGUGGUGUUCGAGUUUGCCGUCCUGUUCUACAAGAUCUUCCCUCCGCAUAUCGUCGCUGCCGUGGUUGUCUUUGGCUGGGGUCUGAUUUCCACGGUGCAAGCCGGCGCACAAAGUUGGGGCGGCAUGAUGGCGCUGCGGUUCCUGCUGGGAGCCUUCGAAGCUGCCUACGGACCGGGCAUCAUCUACCUCCUCUCCUUCUUCUAUCUCCGGCGCGAAAUCGGCUUCCGGUGCGGCAUCUUCGCUUCCGCUGCCCCGCUGGCAUCGACCUUCGCCGGCGCUCUCGCGUACGGCAUCACCAGCGGCCACUCGCACCUCGCCAACUGGCGCCUGCUGUUCCUCGUCGAAGGCCUGCCGACAGUGCUCAUGUGCAUUGCCGCUUUUUUCUUCAUCCCGGACUCUCCGGAAAAGGCCAGGUUCCUCUCGGCAGAUGAAAAGGCCAUCGUCCGGUCGCGCGCCAUGCGCCAAGUCGGCACAGCCGCGGAUGCCAGGAUCGGCGGUGUGAGCCUGAGGGACAUUGGCUACACUCUCCUCGACGCCAAGGCUUGGCUGUGCGGUCUGAUGUACUUCUGCGGCAAUGUCAGUUACUCCAGCCUGCCUGUCUUCCUGCCCACCAUCCUCCAGGACAUGGGCUACACCGCCAUCAACGCCCAGGGCCUGUCCGCGCCGCCGUCCUUCGCCGCCUUCUUGUGCGCCCUGAUCACCACCUGGAUUGCCGACCGGACCCAGCAGCGAUGCCUCGUUCUGUUCUUCACCUCGGUCCUGGGCGGGACGGGAUACAUCAUCCUUGCGACGGUUGAGACGGUCGGGGUUCGAUACUUUGCCACCUUCCUGGCUUCCGCUGGCGUCUUCUCCACCAUCCCCAAUAUCCUGGCACUGACGCUGAACAACCAGGGCAGCGACACGCGGCGUGGCAUGUCCAUCGUCCUCAUCAACCUCAUCGGCCAGUGCGGGCCGUUCCUCGGCACCAAUGUCUUCCCCUUGGAGGAGCAGCCCAGAUACGUCAAGGGCAUGAGCAUUUGUGCCGCCUUCAUGUUCUUCUCCGCGGUCAUUGCCAUUGCUCAGCGCGGGCUGCUCGCGUGGGAGAACUCGAGGCUCGACCGCAAGUAUGGUGCCGUCUCCCGAGAUAGGAAUGGCGUGUCGGACGCUAAGGCGGCGGAGAACUACGGUCCCAAUUUCAGAUACGUGCUUUGAUGAGCAGCACAAUUAAAAUCAAAUGGUGGGGGAAAGCAAUGUCUUAAAUACAUGUCGGACCGCGAGGAGCUUAUUCCACCCGCGGCCCAGUUGGUCAACGUACAUACUGUACCAUACAUAGUGGGUGAGCCAGGUUAGAGAAAAGAGAUCCGCAGCGUUUGAAGCAAGAGGGAGCUUGUGAUCCGCGGUCAUGUUUCCA
Molecule: messenger RNA, 2074 nt
Organism: Thermothielavioides terrestris NRRL 8126
Lineage: Eukaryota; Fungi; Ascomycota; Sordariomycetes; Sordariales; Chaetomiaceae
Exons: 5
Coding region: 373-1875 (500 amino acids)
Biological process (GO): transmembrane transport
Cellular component (GO): membrane
Molecular function (GO): transmembrane transporter activity
Source: RefSeq, a predicted model, not a curated record